This is a messenger RNA of Labrus mixtus (cuckoo wrasse), 3981 nucleotides long. RefSeq names its product gap junction protein gamma 1 (gene gjc1). The coding region runs from base 783 to 2243 and encodes 486 amino acids. Gene Ontology annotation, cellular component: connexin complex. The record is from RefSeq and is a predicted model, not a curated record. Gene Ontology annotation, biological process: cell communication. The transcript has 3 exons. Lineage: Eukaryota; Metazoa; Chordata; Actinopteri; Labriformes; Labridae.
UAAGACGGGUCGCCGAGCUUUCAGGGAAUCCAGCUGUCACUCAACGAGCCCCGGUGUCAGACUGUAUGGCGGAAAUCCCGGUGCUGAUAAAUACGAGACCACGACCAAGCUGCAUGAAGGAGGACCUCCAGUGAUCAACAGAUCCAAAGAACUCCGCUGUUCACUCCUGCGAAGAAGAGGAGGCAAAUGAACGAGCCCAAAGACAAUACCGGAGACAACCGGCACAUGUGAGCAUCUGACAUAUUUUUUUUUUAGCAGAUUCAGUUUCAGUCACAGAGAAAUGAACAAACUAGCUGUCAGGAUUUGGAGGUAAUCAGUCGAUGUUAGUGUUACAGGAAGCGGAGAAGGUUCAUCUCGUGCCAAAAUGACCAGACUAUUGUCUAGCAUCGCUGUAACGGAACGGGCCCGCAGGAAUCUUGGCACCGGUUUUACGCAGCAGACAACAUAGUUUGAUCGACGUUUCAGCGACCGAAGGCAGAGCAGCGAGGCUGACAUGGACAAAGAAAGCUUCCACGUCUCUUAGUGAUGCUUUGAGAUCAAAAAUCAAAACACAUCAGUCAAGCACGCGGCUGGCUCCUGGAGCUGAUCCUUAACGGCGGGAUUCAAGUUUGGACCUCACCAAGUCCAACACGACCUUCCCAUCGCGAAACACAGGAUCAUCUUCCAUCUUAAAGCAUCUUCACAGACUCGCAGAGCGAAUGUGUGAUGUGGAGCCAGUACAGUAAGAGAGUCUGUGAGCAGGUGAGAGAGGGACACUGUCUGCCCCACUGUCCAGCGACACCAUGAGCUGGAGCUUCCUCACGCGGCUGCUGGAGGAGAUCCACAACCACUCCACCUUCGUGGGGAAGCUGUGGCUCACCGUGCUCAUCGUCUUCCGCAUCGUUCUUACCGCUGUCGGGGGAGAGUCCAUCUACUACGAUGAACAGAGCAAGUUUGUCUGCAACUCGGGCCAACCUGGCUGCGAGAAUGUCUGCUACGACGCCUUUGCCCCGCUAUCUCACGUUCGCUUCUGGGUCUUCCAGAUUAUCCUAGUGGCGAUGCCUUCUCUCAUGUACAUGGGCUACGCUGUCCAAAAGAUUGCACGAAUAGAUGAAUCCAAAGGAGGAGCUGGUGCUGCUGCGGUUAGAACAGCAGGAGGAGGAGGCUACACACACAGAAAGCCCCGGAAAAUCUGCUUUGGAGCUCGGCAGCACCGGGGUAUCGAGGAGACUGAGGAGGAUCAGGAGGAUGAUCCCAUGAUCUAUGAGGUGCCAGAGAUUGAGCCUCCCAAGAGACCGCGGGAUCCACUGCAACCCACACCCAGACCAAAAAUCCGGCAUGAUGGACGCAGGCGCAUCCAAGAUGAGGGUCUGAUGCGGGUCUAUGUUUUGCAGUUGGUGACUCGUACAGCGCUAGAAGCUGGCUUCCUUGCAGGCCAGUAUUUGCUGUAUGGGUUUCGAGUGAAGCCUGUGUUUGUGUGCUCGGGGAAACCUUGCCCCCACAGCGUUGACUGCUUUGUGUCGCGACCCACAGAGAAGACAAUCUUCCUGCGCAUUAUGUAUGGUGUCACUGUCCUCUGUCUCACACUCAAUGUUUGGGAGAUGCUUCAUUUAGGGAUCGGUUCCAUCUGUGACAUUCUUCGCCGUCGGCGCUGCCCUCCUCAGGAGGAUGAGUACCAGCUGGGCUUGUUGGGCACUAAUGGUGGUGUGGAGGGCUCAGUAGGGGGGCCGGGACCAGAGGCUGGAUCUGAGGGAGGUGUUGGAGGAGAUGGAGCUGCUGAUUACGUGGGAUACCCCUUCUCAUGGAACACCCCGUCGGCUCCUCCUGGCUACAACAUUGUGGUAAAGCCAGAGCAGAUGCCCUACACGGACCUAAGCAAUGCUAAGAUGGCGUGCAAGCAGAACCGCGCAAACAUUGCCCAAGAGGAACAGCAACAAUUUGGUAGCAAUGAGGAUAACUUUCCCACUGGAGGGGAGGCCCGGGUGGCUUUGAACAAAGACAUGAUCCAGCAAGCUCAUGAGCAACUGGAGGCGGCCAUCCAGGCCUACAGUCAGCAGCAUCGAGCAGAGGAGCAGCUCGGGGACAACCAAGAUGACAAGCCUCAAAGUAACAUUAUCCAGGCCCAACCUCAGCCGCAGCCUCAGCCUCAGAAAGAGCGCAAGCAUAGAUUUAAACAUGGGAAAGGAGGCAGCAGCGGAGGAGGAAGCAGCAGCAAUAGCAGCAGCAGCAAGUCAGGAGAGGGAAAGCCCUCUGUAUGGAUUUAAUCCUUGAAAAAGUGACAUUUAUUUAAACCAUGUAUAUUAGAGAUUGGAUGACGGGUUGUUGCAAUCUUCCUUGGAUUUUUAAACACCACAGUGUCUUAGAGUAUCAAUUUGUUACAUGCAAGCUGGAGAAGAUGUGUGUAAAAAAAAGAAGUUGUGUAAAAAAAAAAAAAAAAGUGAUAUCGCAGCUGACAAUUUGUGUUGUCUGGGCUAUCACUGUCUAACUUAAAACAUCACAUCAACACAAACUGAAAUAGGCGACAGUCUGUCCGUUUACAUUUCUCGUCCUCCGCGAGUCCAUGAGCAAAUUAUUGACCUCUGUUGUCUUCUCGUUGAUCCUUUCUUUGGGAUUUGACCUUUAAAGAAUUACUGAAUGAUAGUGAGUUUUGUUGCCAAUCAGAUUGAUUCCAGGUUUGGCUUAGCUCAUCUACUGGUUGUUCAUCUGCAAAGACAUUGCCUACGUCAAUACAUUGGCAUCCUGAUUCUUGGGACUUCAAAGUAAGAGGAAGUGUUGUUGUAACACAAAGGCUAAAGGUACAACUUCUUACUGUGAUAUUGCUAUAAAGGAGAGUCACGCCAACAUAAAUGCAAUAAAAUGAAACACAACUUAGUGGCAGCGCCUGAAGCAGUGACUUUUUAAUGAAGGGAUAAUGUCAGCUUCCUAAAGGCUGUGUCUUGUCAUGAUCUGUUUCCUCUUCAGUGUCCGUCACAGUUCUAUGUAACUGUGAUUUUGUAUUUGACAGUGUGUUUGUGUAUGUUUUCUAUGUUUUUAUAAGUAUGCAACAACAGCUUCGGUUCAGACAUCAAUGCAUACAGAGGGUGACUUUUUAAACAGUCUACAUCUGAAAAUUCCUGAUAGUUUUUUUUUUUUACAAGGUGCAUUAGCGAUGAAGUUUUUAUACCUUACUUUUCAACCUCUUUCUGGCUCUUCAUGGCUAUUGACUAAAGCGGCUCAGCACCCUGCUUGUGUCCCAUCUUCAUUGUAGUUGACUGCCCCCUGGUGGUACAUUUUACAGGGCUUCCUUUAAUUGGGAGUCGAUUCUGGUUGCUACUUGUUUCCAGCAACACUCUAACCAGCUGUAGUGUGUCUUUUCUAUUGACAGGCCUUGUGUGGGUUAAGUCUUCCCAGCACUACACCUUCAGUGUACAAUGCACAAGGCUGCGAUUACACCACGUUGUAACAGGAAAGCUUCAAAGCCAUUUCUAUAAUAACUCGAGACCAAACACUGUUUGUGCAAUGUGUCUGUGCCAAGAUCUUAUGCAGGGCUGCUGUGAAGCCUGCUUGUUUGUAGCUUUGGAAUACUGUGGCCAUGCUACUCCAGUUAUGGAAAAAAAAAUGCCUACAAGAGACCAACCCUUUUUUUAAAUCCACUUUUUUUGUAUUAAAUGUGUGUGUUGCUUUUUUGAAUUGGUUUUAAAAUAUCAAACUUGAAAUUUCAGUUCAUUUUUACGUUCAAACAAGUGUUUUAUAUGGAAACAUUUUUUUGUAAAAUAAAGGAAAAGUAAACAAGUUCUUUUUAAAAGUGACUUUGCUGUAUGGAUAAUUAUUCUAAGUGUUUUUAAUUGCCUUCCAAUUGUAAAAAAUGUGAAAUAUGACAAAGUAUAUUUUUAUAAUAUGUCGGAUAUAGUGACUGAAAUGAAAAAAAGCCAGACUUGUCCUUGUAUGUUACAGUAUCAGUAUUUAAUGUCUGUAUACCAACUGUUUGGGCUGUGUUUUUAAUAAACAGUUUUACUCCUUUCC